Biomphalaria glabrata is the source of this 6035-nucleotide messenger RNA. RefSeq names its product serine/threonine-protein kinase Nek1-like. Lineage: Eukaryota; Metazoa; Mollusca; Gastropoda; Planorbidae. Gene Ontology annotation, biological process: protein phosphorylation. The transcript is spliced from 44 exons. Bases 511 to 4215 code for a protein of 1234 amino acids. The record is from RefSeq and is a predicted model, not a curated record. Gene Ontology annotation, molecular function: ATP binding; protein kinase activity.
AAUGGCGGAUCACAUACCCAAACAAUCUUGUUUCUAUGUAGAGAAUUAAAAAAUAAUAAUAAUAUCAAACUUGGCGUAUACGAUAUUUAUACGCGCUAUCUUAAUAAUAAAAAUCAAUAUUACCGAAAAUUAAAAGAAAUUAAUCACCCUAAAACCUUUGACUAUUUAAGAGAUCUAGAUAGAUCAUUAAUUAGAUUUAUUGUAUUUAAUUCUUUAUUUGUGAACAUUCAGUUACAUUGAAAAACUAGAUCUAAGUCUAAACACACUCACUGUGAUUAGUGUGAUCACUGUGAUGUGACUGUGACUAGAGACUAGUCUAGAGACCUAUUCUAGAGUUCUACAACUACAGUAAAUGAUGACAAUGAAUGAAUUGAAUAAUAAUAAUAUGAUAUUCAUAUUGACUAUUGAUACUGUUACAGUUAACUGUAACUGUUGAUAUUGAUUCCGACAUAGGAAACCAGGAUAGGCCUAAAUGAAAAGUAAAAGAGUAUUUUUUCUACAAUAUUCAAAAUGAAUAAAUAUCAAAGAAUCAAGCAAAUUGGAGAAGGAGCCUUUGGUAAGGCUAUCCUUGUUAAAAAAAAGGAUUCGGCAAGGCAAUAUGUUAUCAAGGAAAUCAAUAUUAUAAAGAUGUCUGUAAAAGAACGAGAAGAAUCAAGGAAAGAGGUAGCUGUUCUGUCCCAGUUGAAACAUCCAAAUAUUGUCUCUUACAUUGAAUCAUUUGAAGAGAAGGGAAGUCUGUAUAUAGUCAUGAACUAUUGCUCAGGAGGAGAUAUGUAUGGAAAAAUCAAUGAAAGAAGAGGUCAAUUAUUUUCUGAAGAUCAGAUCUUAGAUUGGUUUGUCCAACUUUGUCUUGCUAUCAAACACAUACAUGAUAGAAAGAUUCUUCAUAGAGACAUCAAAUCACAGAACAUCUUUCUGACCAACACAGGUACUGUUCAACUGGGAGAUUUUGGAAUAGCAAAAGUGUUAAAUACGACUGCUCAGUUGGCUCACACAUGUAUUGGGACACCAUAUUAUUUAUCUCCUGAGAUAGUUGAAAACAUGCCUUAUAAUAAUAAAAGUGAUAUAUGGUCUAUGGGUUGUGUCCUCUAUGAACUGACGACAUUAAAACAUGCAUUUGAAGCUCCAAAUAUGAAAAACUUGGUUCUUAAAAUUAUAAGAGGUAGUUAUCUCCCUCUUCCUCCACAAUAUAGCUAUGACUUGAGAGGAUUGAUUGCUCAGAUGUUUAAGAGAAAUCCAAGAGACCGUCCAUCUGUAAAUACUAUUUUGAGGAAAAACUUUAUUAUGCAAAGAGUUAGAAAGUUUUUAUCAGAUCAAGAUAUGCAAGAAGAGUUUAGCCAUACUGUCAUGCAUGGACAUAAGAUUGCAAAAGCCUUGCCUCCAGCACCCAAGCCUUCAGCUGAUCCAAGUAAAAAGCCCAACUCAACGCCACGUCCAGGAUCUGCUAACAAGAAGUAUGAUCCAGCUGCUGUUUAUGGAGCACCUUUAAACUCGUCUAAAAAUAGAAUGUCUGGAGAAAAGAAAAGACCCAGCACUCCAGGCAGACAGGCUCCUAUUCCUGGACAAGUAGACUGGGAUAAGAAAAGAAAAGAAAGACAAGAACUUGAGGAGAAAAGAAGAGCAGAAAUGAAGAAGCGGGAACAAGACAUGUUUGAACGAAAACAAAAAGAAUUGAUGGACAAACAAAAGAUUCAAAGAAUGAACAAAGCAAGGGAAGAAGGUUGGAAACAACUUAUUGAUCCUCACUCAAUAGAUGAGAAUCGAGCUCAGACUCCUAAAGACAACCGUCCGAAAUCUCCUCGUCCAUUACCUGUUCCUAAAGUAAACAAUGAAAACAGAAACAGGGGGGAUUAUCAAGCAUACAAUCAGUUUCUUGACAAACUUUACCCAGACAGACCACCAGCAGCAGCAGUCAGAAACAUGAAUCAUGUAGAGGUUGUUUACAUGGCUGCCCCAAGACCACUCCCUGCUGCCCAGCAGCCCAAACUAGCAGCUGGGCCCCAGUUCAACAUGGGCCCCCUGGGUGUCCCUGCUGCCAUUGACCAGGCCGGUAGAGACAGGUACAGUUACAAUAUGCAAUUUGGUGCACAGGCUGCACACAGGGCUAGACUUGUGGAAGACUUCUUAUAUAACAAACAGUUAGCACAGAUCAACAAAGCCAGAGCACAGAAUGAUUUGUAUGGUUAUCGACCACCAUCAGCUCAGCGCUACUCUCCAGUUCCUGCACCAAGGAGAGGACCAAGUCCUGGACCAGGUCGGGGCAAUGUGGGUGGAGGUAGGGGUGGUGCCUCAAACUCAAGAGAAAGAGAAGAACAGGCUUAUCUUGAAAAACUUCGUCAAAUUCGUGAACAAAAUUUUAAGGAUAGAAGAGCUAUACAAGGUGUCAAUGAACCACCAAACGCUAAUAGAAAUAAAGAUUCAGAAAGUACUGAAGAGAGGAAGAAGAAAGUGGAAGCCUUGAAACUUCAAGCUGAGCAUUGGGCAGAGAUGAGGAAAAAUAGACCAGACAGUGCCUUGCCUCAAGCUGCCACACCCGUUGCUAUGACAGGUGCCUUACAGGCUAUUGGUGCAAUUGACCCAAAACAAGCAGCCAAUCAAGGUGGAGCACAAGAGCCAGUUGUUCCACUGACCAAUGCCUUAAAUGUUGUUGGAGGGAGCUCUGAGUCGGAUAGACCACAGUCAGCACAUCAAAAAAAGAAAGAUGGUAUAUUAAAAAGAUUGAACAAUAAGCAGAAUCCAUCCAGGUCAAAAUGGAAAGCUCCUGCCUCACCUGCUGUAGCCGAAGAUGUGGAACGCAAGCAGUGGGGGCCUCCAGUCUCUCCAGCUGUCAACCUGGAGGAGUUGGAGGCAAGCAAGCCUCACUGGGGUUCUGGUAAGGAUUUGCAUUUGAGCAACGUUCCCCUGGAGAUGACAGCCUCUCUCAUGGAAGCAACAACUGCAGCUGAUCAAGUGGUCAGGAUGGAUGCUGCUGGAGAUAAAGAAAAGAGUCGAGGCCGGUGGGGGAAACAACCAGAUGUGGUGAAAGCCCUGGAUCAGAUGCCCGUUAGUCAAGACACUCUGACAGGCAAUGAUUCAGCUAAAGUGUCAAGUCCUACGCUACCAGGGCCACCUGCUGGAGUUGGGGUUACAAUAACCAUAACACAGAAACCGGUAUCAGGCCCACCAAAUAUUGAAGGAGGUACUUCAGAAGGCAAACAGACAAUAACAAAAAGACCAUUACCGCCCCCACCAAUACGUUCCGGAACAAUGGUCAUAUCUCGGGGCACAACAGAUAAAAACAUUCCAGUUGUAGAUGAAGCAGAUAGCGGGAAGAAACUGACUGUAGCCAAGGGAGAUAAAUCAGUAGAGUCAAUGGAUGAAUUAAGGAAUGAUGCCAAAAGUGUUCAGCUGAAGAUGACUUCAGGAAAUUUUGAUUUGAAAAGGGAACAAGUCAAGCUUCUGAGGACAAUAUCAGAACCAAAUCUAACCAGUUUGUUCACAGCACUGGAUGUUGUGAAUACCUCAGCCCCCAGUACACCGUCUUCGCUAAAUCAGACAGCCAGCAGACGUCACCACAGUUUAGAUUUAACAAUAGUUCCUGAGGAUGAUGACAUUGAUGAAGUAGACAAACCCAUAGUAGAAGAAGAUGACUUUGCUGAAGAGGACAUCAUUCUAGAAAAUAAUGAUGGGGAGGAUGAAGAUUUCACACGCAUGUUGGAGUCUAUGCAGACAUUCAUUGAUGAUGAUGAUGAUGAUGAUGCUAAUAAUGAAAAUUUAGAUCAAACUAAAGUGAAUGAAGUUAAAGCAAAGCCUGAUCUUCAGAAGUCACAGUCAGAGAAAGAGCCAGAUGACAAUGCUGAUGAUGGUGAUGAUGAAGGGGACAGCAAUGAGGAUGAAGAUGAGACUCCUAAGCUUGACAAUAUGUCUUUACAAGCAGUUCUAAAUCUUGAGGACAGUGAUGAUGACAUUAAUUUUGGAGAUGAAGAUGAUAAAGACUAUGACCGCUUUGGACAUUUAGAACAAAUGCGGAAAGAGCUGAUGGAUUUGCUUGGUGCUGACAAACUUCGAGUAGUUUAUGCUGUGGCACAGAAAUCAAUGGAGGAUGAUAAUGUACAAUUAGAAGAUGCCACAAAAGAGGCUCUCAACUUGAUGGGUUCUAAAGCCAGUGAAACAUUGUUUGCCAAAAUAUUCAAACUUGCCCUUGCAGACACUGCUUAUACUGAAGAUGAUCAGUAACAACAAAGAAGUCCCAUUAUAUUUUUUCAUGAUUUCCAUCAAGUGUUUCUUGUUUUGUACUGUAUAGCUCCAUUGUAGUUAGACUUUGUUCUAUAUAAUAUGUUAUAGUUCCAUGUAUACCUUAUAUUAAAUUUAAUGUUGGUCAUGAAAUACAUUGAAUGCAAAUCACUUGAGUGGUGUAGCCCACUUUGUACAAAACAAUGUUGUUUUUUCUCUUCUUCUGUUUUGAUUGCACUUGAUUUUUUUUGUUAUCUGCCACAGUGUGAUAUCUGGAUCUACUGCUUAAUUUUGUUUUGUUGUGGGGGAAAUGAUUUGUGUUUUCUUUUUGUAGUUGAUUGAUUUUCUAAUUUAAUAUGCCUUUGUGUUAUUUGAUUCAAAUAUAUCAUUAGAAUAUAUUUUUAUAUUGAUUUAGAAUCACAUCGUUGUGUGUCCUAGCUGUGUGGGCGGAGCAGUUAUUCUGAUGUAUUUAUUGAGCUCUAUUUAUGGGAAGGUCAUUUGAAUGUCAUAUUAGAAAACAAACAAAAAAGACAAUGUAACUUUACCUUUACUGCACUAUGCAACACUAAUGCCAGAGAUAUUUGCUAAAUGUUGGGAAUACUUUUACUUUAGUAAUUUUGCUUUCUGCAUCGAUGGCCUCAUCCUUAAAAGGUAGCAUAAUCCUUUGUACAAUUUAGAAAGAAUGAUAAUGAUGCUAAUAAUUAUGUAGACCUAUAUGUUCAUCACUGACCUAUGCUUUUAUAUAAGAAAAGAAAACCAUCAGAUCUAGUGCUUCUUUUAAAGUAAUUUUGGAAGCAGUAUUUUCAAACUAAUGCUCUCAUCUUUUCUACUUAUCAAGACUGUGUAUGUGGAUGAAAAGAUUCACUCAAAGAUUCACUAGUAAAAGUAUGACCUUGUGCAAGACAGGCUUUCUUGAAAUGAUUCCAAUCGCUUUUUAAAUGAUAAAAGCAAAUCUAAAAUUGAUUAAUUCUAUAAACUAAUUAAUUGCCUACAGUAUUACAUGAAGUUGGACUAUGUUAAUUAGAUUUGAUUUGUAUCAUAUAAGGCAAGGUCUGAGUGAAGUGGUUUAUGAUAUUGCAAUAGGUUGGGUCCUUGUUAAUAAGUUUAUAUAUCCUUGCAUAAUGAGAUGUGUUAUAAUAUUCAUUUGGCGCCUGGAGUCUGAUAGAAAUUGGCAAGAGCAAAGCUUACAGUUAUGACCUUCGUAAAUUUUUAUAAAUAGUAUAAGUUAAGUAUUCUAUAAAAAUGUUUCAGAUUUGGUUUUACUAUUUCUGGAUAUAUCAACCAUCCUUAUAGAGAAGUACAAGCUAUAAUAAGCUCAUGAUGCAGAUUUUUUUCUUAUAACUAAAACAUGGUUUGCCAAUAUUUGUACCAUUCCAUGGAUCCUAUUCACAUAGCGUGGUGAUGCAUCCACUUUGAGAUGCCUGUUUGUCCUAACAUUAGUUGUUCUUUGUUGAACAUUUUUUAGUAGUACAUGUUUUCUUAGUUGAUAUUUGGAGUUCAUUGAAUGAGUGUUACUAAUCAACACCAAUAUUUAUAUAUGAUGGCCUUAGCUUUUUAGGAAAAUGUAACCAAUCUUUUUUAAAACUACAAGCAAUGAGCUAGAAGUAUUCAGAGCAGUAUUAUUCUGAUUUUCCGUCCAAAAAUGUAUUUAAAGAAAUGUUUUACUUUUGGAAGCAAUGAAAAACUUAUUUAGCAAUUUGGUUGUGAACAUCAUUUAAAGGAGUGAGCUGCAGAUACUGGCGUGGAGGUUGGUACUCCUGACUCCUUUUGAACAUAUGAUAGAUUUUGGUACUAUGCAUAUGUGAACAAUGCAAAUUUGUAAA